GUUGAUGUUGUCAUGAGGCAAAAAGCAAGGGACACAUAAAUAGCCAUAGGAGCUCUGAAUAAUUAUAUUAUAAUUAUUUUUAAGCAUAUUUUUGUUUUGUUUUUCGGGCUGCUCUAGCGUUUAAUCACUAUAUCCUACCUUGACGCUCAGAGACGCAGGAUCGUGAUUAAAAGUAUACAUUUUGACUUGAUAGCUAGCUAGGUAGCUGGCUGUUUGAAUUCAAAUCAUGUGCCAUUUUGUUUAAUCUGUUUGGAACUAUUACACCAUGGACAGCAUGCUGUGUUCAGAGGUAGCAGAGGAAGUUCAGGGACUUGUCAGGGAAUGCUCCUAACCACUUCCAAAUUGUGGUAUCUUUUCGUGAGCUUUUUAGCAGCCGUGGCAUCACCCAGGUUAGUGUUACAUUCCUGGCAAUUGAGGACCAGUACCAGAGGAGUGGCUCUAAUGGAACGACUGACUAUUCCCGAGAAGCAGAAUAUCCCGGGCGUGCUCUACGCUGACGAAAAUGGAGCGGUUUCUACAGAGAUGUAGUGCUGCAAUAAAGGGCAGUGCGGAGGGAAGCUCUGGGAUCCACGUCAUCCUUGGCAACGAGGCCUGUGACCUCGACUCCAUGGUGUCGUCCCUUGCCUUUGCCUACUUUCUGUCCAAAACAUCUGGCAGCUCAGGCAAGACUGUGGUGCCGGUGCUGAACAUCCCGAGGGCUGAGUUCCCCCUGCGGUCAGACAACGUUUUCCUACUGAAGGAGAGCGGUGUUCCGCCUGAGGCUCUGGUGUUCCGUGACGAGGUGGACCUGGCAGGGCUCCAUAGAGCCAAGAGGUUGAUGCUCACCCUGGUGGACCACAACGUGCUUCCUAGUGCCGACAUCGACUUGGAGGAUGCAGUUGUGGAAGUCAUUGACCACCAUGACCUCGAGAGAACACCCUCCAUGUCCUGUUCCGUCACCGUGGAAACCGUGGGUUCCUGUGCUACCUUGGUGACAGAGCGCAUUCACCACAAGGCACCUGAAGUGCUAGACAGACAGGUGGCUCAAUUAUUAUACGGGGCCAUCGUGCUGGAUUGUGUCAACAUGGCCCCUGAGGCGGGCAAGGUCACACCCAAGGACAGCCAACUGUCCUGCCUGCUGGAGUCGCGUUUCCCUGACCUGCCGCCCAGGGGCGCCCUCUUCCAGUCCCUACAAAGCGCCAAGUUUGACAUCUCAGGUCUUUCUACAGAGCAGAUCCUGCUAAAGGACAUGAAGUCUGUCUCUGGGGGCGACCUGAGACUGGCAGUCUGCACUGUGUAUAUGACACUAGAUGUGUUCCUACAGCGGAGGAGCCUACAACAGGAGCUUUGUGAGUUCUGUCACAAACAUCGUUUCGGGGCGGUGGUCGCCAUGACAAUCUCUUUUAAUGAACGCAGUGAGCCCCAUCGGCAGCUGGCGGUCUACAGUUCCAGCACCCUCUAUAGGGAGGAGGUGAGCCAAGCAUUAGAAAAGUCGUGCAACCCCUCUCUGAGCUUCUCUCCAAUGAGCAGCCCCUUCAACAACAUCAGGUCUUAUCUCCAAGGUAACGCACUGGCCUCCCGCAAGAAAGUGCUGCCUAUCCUCAAGAACUUCCUGAAGGAGUGGGACAAGAAGCAAGUGCAUUGUGGGGAGGCGGAGGACUUUGAGGAGCUGGACGACCACGUUGACCCCACGGGGUCGCCUAGUUUUGACGAGGACGCCCGCCCCCGCUGCUUCUCAGCCUCCCGGCACCACCGUCGCCGCUUGCUGGGCACCGAGGACUCUGGGAUGGAGGAGGACUUCCAGGUGCCGGCCACUCCCAUGAACAGCCUGGUGGAGGGCUGUCCGCUGGACGCCGGCCUUCCCCGGAUCAGCGCGGAAGCCAUUUUGGAAAAGUUCUCCCGCAUGGGAGGGGAAGCAGGGGAAAAUAAAGAUGGCAACUGGCCAGGUGAACAAUAACCUUCUGUUGAUGCCUUUUAAUCCUAGUACCCCUGACUGACUGUUCUCAUGCACCUCAAUCCAAUCAACAGACUAUAAGAAGGAGUGUUCAAAGUUCAUAUUCAGAAGCAUAUCAAUCAAUUGUAUGUUUCAUAAGGGACAUCUCAUAGCAAAUUAUAAUGACAAUCCAAAGGGGCCAUGUUCAGUAACUCACUGGUUAUAUAGCAAUCCUAGGUUUGCUAUCGGCAGCUCCUUUGACAUUAACUGGAAACAGGGCCCUGUUCAGGAGGAACAAAACGGAACAAAACAGGGAGGUACCAUCUGAACUAAGAAAUGCUUGUUUUUGUUUUCCGUUGCAACACGUUUUGCUGCGGUGUGCCCGAAUGAACACAACCCUGGACUACUGUGGCUGUCAGACUGAUCACCAAGCUCUUAUGGAUGCUUUACUCAAGUCAGGACUAACAACACCAUAGAACAUUAUGAAGAAUAGGAUAUUCUUUUAAAAAAUGGCAACCGUAAGAAAAAAGGGGAUGACUAGUAGCACUGUAUCAAGGACUACAGAUGGAGUUUGAAUGAAGUGUGUGUUUUCUCUGUAUCGCAUCUGAGUACAUGGGACUGCCUCGUUGGUUAGUUGGUGCCAUCUCCAAGUGUAGGGGGAGUGGAUUGGAAAUGUGGAGAAUACAUAAUGGACUAACAUAUAAUUCAUCUUUGAAGGGCCUAUUUCAAUGUCACAGGCAUUUGAGUGAACGGGGUCCUGUGUGGCUCAGUCGGUAGAGCAUGGCGCUUGCAACGCCAAGCGUCGUGGGUUCGAUUCCCGCUGGGGCCACCCAUAUGUAAAAGUAGUGGCCCCAGCCGACUUGUAAGUCGCUUUGGACAAAAGCGUCUGCUAAAUGGGAUAUAUAUUAUUAUAUAUUAUGAUGAGGGAGAAUCUUGCAGUGGAGAGUGACUUCAUCCAUUAUGACAGCAUGUGUUUCAGCGGUCCUGGUCCUGCUGAGUCUGCUGGUUUUUAGUGCAACCAAUCUAUGUACAGCUUCAUAUGUGCGUUAUUGGGCUAAUGACUGGACGCGUGAUAUCUCCUGACGUGUGUGUGCGAGCACAUGUGUUUGUUUCAUGUGUGUGGAGUUUUCAUGGUUAGUGGGACGUCUUGAUGACAUUAUCACCAGUCACAAAGUUCUCCUCAUUGUCGGGAUCCAUCUGAAAAGGGGGAAGAAUUCACAUCCUUCCCACAAAGAGAGAGAGAGGUGGAUAGAUAGAUACCAGAUGAUGGAUGCAACUCUGCUGCUCAUUCAUGCAUACGAACCUCCUGCCCCCGUUCAGAGACCUAACUAUAUACUCAGUCACCUUUGCUCUCUCUCUCUCUCUCUGACUGAGAUUUAUAUCGCAAUGCUACUUCAGCUGUCCAAAUAUACGUAUCAUCUAGAAUCACCAUUGAUUAUGUUACCAGUGAGGAAUUAGCCUGAUCUGAGAUCUGUUUGCAUUCUUGCCAACCCCUAUCAUCAGAGUUGACUAUACAGCACCAACAGAUCUGGGACCGAGUUAGUGAUGAAUUGCUCUGAUCUGUAAUCUAUGUCGCAUACCCAGAGAGCCUCGUGGGGGUUAAUUUGAGUUAACAUUAGUUCAGAUGUCUGCUUCAUUAGCUGGCUGUAGUUUGGGCUGAGGAGUAGUUUUCAACUUACUGUACCACAGAGACGUGCAAACACACCCAGGCCAACCCACAUACAGAUAAAUGCAUAGACAUAAACACAUUCGCUGCUAUGCAUGGUAAUUAUGUUCAGGCUGGUGCCUUGCCAUGUUUUAAUCGUUGAGGAUGUGGAGUCAUUAUAUGUCUGUUUGGGUAGACCUCUGUUCUCUACAUACAGUACACUGCAGCUCUAAUGUAAUCUAGUUGGUGUGAAAAUCUUCAAAUUCAGUUGACCAAGUGAAACUGAGCAAAAGACAGUGACACUAUUGCAUUUCAGUCUCUUGUUUCUUCCUUUGGAUCCUACCCUUUCAGUGUUCCCAGAUCACAAUGUUUCGACACGUGGAAGUAAUCAGAUGAUGGCUUCCUCUGAUAGGCUAUCUGAAGCUUUCACCAUACUACUCUCACCUAUCCAGUCCUUUAGGAUCUUGGAUCAAAUGCAAAAAUUGUAUUUUGUUAUAAUUUGAUUUAAUAUAUUUGACAAAAGAAAACAUCUUUAAGUGUUGACUAGCACUGUGUUGAACCAUUUAAUUAAGAUAUUAAAUUAAGAUAGUAUAGUUGAAGAUACUUGAUUAUAUAAAUCAACCAUGCAGUUGCAUUGAUAUCCUCCCUACGUCACAGUGAGAAGGUAUGUUCAGUCAUCUCGUUCAUAGUUAAACAAUAUAUGGCGUCUAAGCUAGCAUGGUAUUGAUAAUUUGCUAAUAAAUUUGCUAAUUGAUAGUUUGCUAAUAAACAUACUCUGAAAGAUUUCUAUAUUGAGCCUAAGGUAUUAAGGAUUUGGCAAUCAUUGGCUUGUAGAUGUUCAGCAAGAUUAGAUUGUAAAAAAUUAAAAAAAUGUUUUGCCAGCUAAACAUGCAUGAGCAAAUUUGUUUUUGACAAUGUCAACACCAAUGUACUGUAUCUUGUAUCCCAAAUCCGUUGUUCCCAAGAGGGGUCACAAAAAAGCAAAGCUAAUUAUGUUUGUGUUCUUUUUUAUAUCUCCAGUCCACAUACCUUUUGUGGAAGUGUUUCAUGGGAAAUGUAUUUACAAUGCAAUGGCUCAGUGACUGUGCAGUUUAAUAUGAACACUAAACACUAGUUUGCGAAAAGGCAUGAAUCCCUUUCCUAUACCAUUUGUCAUGAUUACAUGUUUUUGUAUGUGCUCUGUGGUGUUCUAAUUUCUCCAUGUGUUUAAGGUUUGAAAUGUUAGCUAGCUCGACUUGUUUAGCUUCUAAACAGGUUGAACAAAGACAAGUCAUUCACAAUGGGUUUUUUUACCAAAUUGGUUCCCUUUUUCAGUUUAUCAUGGUUUAAAUCAAAAGAUCCCCCCCCCCCCCCAACAUGCAGUUCCUUUCAGCAUGGGUAGUUUUGUGAAUAUUAUGCAGUACAAUCAGGAUUCAACUUCCCUUGUAUUCAAGUAUGCAAUAUGAAGUGUUUGCUGUGUGGUUCCUUUAUUUAAGUGAGAAAAAAACUGAAUGUGAAAACCACGUGUAAGAAAAUAUUCUAAGAGUAAAAAUAUGCUGUUCUAUUAUUAAAGAUGGAUUUGAAGAGUU
Messenger RNA from Oncorhynchus masou masou (cherry salmon), 5125 nucleotides. RefSeq names its product exopolyphosphatase PRUNE1-like. The record is from RefSeq and is a predicted model, not a curated record. The coding region runs from base 503 to 1936 and encodes 477 amino acids. Gene Ontology annotation, cellular component: cytoplasm. Gene Ontology annotation, molecular function: exopolyphosphatase activity. The transcript has 9 exons. Lineage: Eukaryota; Metazoa; Chordata; Actinopteri; Salmoniformes; Salmonidae.